Molecule: messenger RNA, 7271 nt
Organism: Cinara cedri
Lineage: Eukaryota; Metazoa; Arthropoda; Insecta; Hemiptera; Aphididae
Source: the annotation of a GenBank genome assembly
GGGUCAAAAAAUCAUAAAAUCUAAAAGAGUUGAUAAGUGAUUGGAAUUGGAAACUUUAUUAGUACAAAACAAUUAGUGUAUGUAUAUACAUAAUACAUAUAUAUGCAGAGUAAUUUUUUAAGCUGCUUGUCCCCGUUUUUAUUGUAAGGACCUGAGACUUGUAGUAUAAACACAAUAAACUUUAUAGUGGUCCGUGAGGUCAAAAAGGUUAGUGGCCGCUGACUGAAAUCAUGUACUAAUUAUCUCUGUAUUCUAUGCCCACCAUUUAAAAAGAAAUAAUAAAUAAAAGAUUUUAAAUCUUGGAGUAUAGUGCUAUGACCAGUGAUGAAUUUGAAAAUCGAAAGUGAUUGUAAAUAAUGAUUAUAAAAGAAUGCUUCAAAUUCCUGUAGUUACUCAACUUUGAAAUUGCAUCUCUCUUCUUAUUUCGCUUCGUAGAACGUCUAUUGAAAGAUCCGUUAUAAUUUAUAAAUUUAUUUUAUUUAGUCUGAUGGAUGGAAAAAUAAAUCAGGAAAUGCAAAACAUUGAAAUUAGACAACAGAUGGAAUUAAUCAGUCAUCAUGUUACACAUACAAAUGAAAUUCGCACAGCAAUUCAAACAGACAUUGAUUCUUUUAAUAUUUUGUAUUCGGAAUGGGCCAAAUGUACUCGUAAGUUUUAAAAUGAAAACUAAAAUUAUUAAAUUAUUUAUUAUUUAGCAUUAACUUGGAUUAUCUUAUAUUGUAGAACAUCUAGAACACAUAAGAAACCAAAGGAUGAGUAUUCCUCAAGGUCCUGAAAUUGAACAUAAAUUGAAACAAGAAAAAGAAUUGUAUGAAGAGCAGUUAAAGACUCAAUCAUCAAGUCUCAAUAAUGCUAUUUGUGUUUAUGUUAAUAAACUAAAUGAAUCAUUAAGUUUGCUUAGUCCUGUACAAGCUAUUAUUGAUAAUGCAUUAAAUCAAUGGAAACGAGAACAACAGUUAGCUGCUAAUGGAUAUAAAUUCAUGAAUGAUAUUGAUGUCAUACAAACUUGGUACAUAUGAAAAUUUAUAAAAAGUUGAGUUGAUUGAAUUUUAUAUUUUAUUUUUACUAGGUGUGAAAAUUUAUGUGAUUUAAUUUGGAUAACUCGUUCUCAAAUUAAAGAAGCUGAUCGCUUCAGAGUGCAUUUAGGUUGUUACUUUGAAUUGCCACAGUCUUGCGAAAUUAUUAAUACACUUCUUGAUAUGACUGCACAGUAUCUUUCAUUAUUAGUAACAAGGUACUCUUUUAUAUAUAUAUAUUAGUUUCUUAUGUAAGUUAGAUUUUAUAUAAAGUAUAUUAUAUAUUUUAUUUAUGUAUUUAUAUGAUUAUAUGUGUAUAAUAUAUUUAUUUUCCCAACUAUUAAGCAUUUUAAUGUAUUAUUAUACUUUAAUAUUUAGUACUUUUGUGAUUAUAACUCAACCACCUCAAGUAUUGAAAACAAAUACAAGAUUUGUAGCUGAAGUGCGUCUAUUAAUUGGAGGGAAACUCAAUAUUCACAUGACAUCACCUAUGGUAAAAACAAAAAUCAAUUUCUUUUAAUUAAUUCAAAUUUUUUAAAAAAUAAAGAAUAUUUUGUGUCUGUCGUUGAGGAUAGAAGUUUUUCGAUAGUAUACUAAUUUAAUUUAAAUUCUGAGAGCACCAAUCAACUAUUGCAAGUAAUAAAUAAUUCUUUAGUAGAACUCUGUUAAAAAUUUAUUCUUAAUAACAUAUUAUUAACAACAAAAUAACUAAAAUCAAUGAAGUAUCAUGAGUUUAAAUAGCUAAUUUUACUAAAGUUUGGGUAUAACAUUUAAAAUAUUGUGAAGGUAUAAGUAGCCAAAAAUUUGUUCUUGAUAUAACUGUUGUAAUGUAAUUUAUGAUUAUUGUAAUACAGUAGUAUUUUUUACUCAAACAGUUUAGUAUUAACUUAGCUCUUUUUCACAUGUUGGUACUGCAUAUUUUGAUAAUAUUUGAAUUAGUAUAGUAUAUUUCACUAAAUUAAACAAAAAUGGUAUUUAAUUCAUCUUUGAAAUGAGUAAACAAAAUAUAUGAAUUUCCUAUAUGCAAAGUAGAUUUAUAUUUGAAAUUAUAAACUGUCAAGAUUAUUAUUUUUAUCAUCACGCAGAUUAUGAAAUGUAACAAUUCUAUGAAGUUGGUAACAUGUUCAUUUUUUUUGAGUACAUAUUUUUCCAAUUUUUUACUGGAAUAACGCAUAGACAAUUUUAGAUUCUGAGUGGAAUGAAAAAGCUUAUGGUUUUACAGUGGUGUUUAUUUUUAUUUUUGUUUAUCUGUGAACAAAUUUUCUAUGAGAAAUAUUGCUCCAAUUUAAAAAAGUAGCACUUAUUUUGACUGGAGUGGUACUUUAGAGAGGAUAUUUUUUGAUUUAAAAGUUUUCUCAAUAUAAUGGGAAAAUACAUACAAUAUAAAACAAAUAGAAAAUAUUUAAUAUGUAUGUAAUUAUUUUACCAUAAUAUGACAUGUAUAUUGUUGACAAAGUAACACUAUAAAAUGAACUCUGCUUAGAAUCUAUUUUUGUUAGUAAUAGUUAACUAUUGCUUACAAAUAUACAUUAAAUUUCCAUCUAUAUCCUAUCUUCUCAUCUUACAUCUAUAACAGUGGCUCACCCUUUGUGUGUAAAGUUGCAGUACUUUUUAAGCACAUAUUUUAAUAGCAUAUUAUCCUUAGAGCACGGAAAGAGUCAGUUAUUAUGACUUAUGAGUUAUUAAUUUCAUAUAGAUUACUGUGUAAAAUUUAUUGCACAGAAAUGGAAAAAUAGGGAGGUCCAUCAAAAUAUUAUUAACACAUUAUAUUAAUAAUUAGCUGUUUUUUUAAUCACAGCUAUAGGCUAUAGGUAAUAAAAUAAUUUAUUAUUUAUACACGUGAUGUUAAUUAUUUCUUGGAUAUUUUUAUUAGCAUUACCAAAAAGUAAUAAUAAUGAUACAAGGCAAUUUAUGUUUAUAAUAUGAUGUGGAUGUCCAAGCAGUAGUCAUAGAUUGGUUUGCAAGAAAAAAAAGUUAACUUUUGUAGGUGAGAAGUUGGGAAGGUAGAGGGGAAAUUGAAUGUAUAUUUAUACGCAAAAAUUAACUAUUGCUAGCAAAAAACGAGUCUGAGCAAUGUUUUAAUAGUGUUGCAUUGUCAACAUUAUUUAAUUUAUAUCGCAUUAUGGUAAAAUAAAUUACUUGAGCAUUUAAAUUUUUCUUUAAUUAUUUUUGUUUAAUAUUGUACUUUUUUCCAGGUUUUUCCCAUUUAUUAAUAGAUAGCUUGAGAAAAUCAAAAAAUGGUCUCUUUAAAGUACCACCCAAGAUAUCGCUGUAAUUUGUAGUAAAAUUGCUGGUAGAUUAGAUUUGUUCUCAGGAAAAAAAAAAGUUACUUUAAAACAUAUUUUUUUAUUAAUACCUACAUUUAGUACAUUUUAUAAUCAAAAAUCAAUCUCUCUAAAAUACCACCCUAAUUAGAUUUUCUGUCAGUAAAAGUGCUGUAAUUAUAAAUUGAAGCAAAAUUACUAGUACAAAAGUUAUUCACAUCAUUAUAAAAUCAAUACAUUUCUUGCUCUGCUCAAAAUCUAAAAUUAUAAUUGUUGCAUUAUUGAUAUGAUAAAACCCCAUUCUAUAUUUUGUAAUGUAUUCCAAUUUAUAAACCGCUCUCCCCCUUUGGACUAAGCCUCAGAUACGUCACUGAGUAGUGUUUUUUCAACCCCAUAAUAUGGGUGAAAAAAUAUAUCAUUCACGAAUCAUAAGAGAGCUGCUUGUUUCUUAAGUUUUUUAAAAAAAAAAAUUCAGAAAAAAAGUUGGUAAUUUCCAAAAUAAUGAGUGUCAUAUGCUAUGUUGAUCACUUUGUUUAUGUAUGUAUGUUUGUAUCUAUGGGUUUGUGUAUAUAUGAUUAAAUUUACUAGGUUAAAGUAUCCAUAGUCAGUGAAACCCAAGUUAAUCAAAUAAUUGGAAGAAAAAAACCAGAUGGUGAAUCUUGUGGUGAAAUAUUGAACUGCACUGGAAAAAUGGAAUAUCAGCCAACGCAAAGACAUUUUUCAACCAAUUUCCGGUAAGUUUGAACUGUUUCUAUAUAAGAAUUAUAUCUUAAAAAAUAAUUUGUAUGAAUGUAUUAUAGAAGUAUGCAAUUAAAAAAAAUUAAACGCACUGAAAAAAAAGGAACAGAAUCUGUUAUGGAUGAAAAAUUUUCAAUUUUGUUUUCUUCUACAUUUUUUAUUGGCAAUGAGUUUCAGUUUGAGGUAAGUUAUGUAUUGAAUUAAAUAAACGGCAUCCAAUAGUAUUGUUGGAAAAUGGUACUUUAAGUAUACAAUCUUUAGAUUCUUUACCUAACAUUGUUUUGACAAUAGCUAAACAGACUGGCCCUAUUAAAUUUUUGUCAAUAAUGUGCGGGAUCAUAUUUUUAAUAAUCAGUUCUGCACCUUUAAAUAAUGCUUCAAGAGAUAUGGUCAUUAUUUUUAUCAUACUAGAUGCAGUUUUUUUGUUUAAAUUAAGAGACUUUCAAAAUAUAAACGUGUUUUUAAUUCCUCACCCAGAUGUUUUAUUGUUAAAUGCCUUUUAAAUUUAAAUUAAGAUCAUUUUUUAUAAGGCAUCGAUUGUAUUUUUCAUGGUUUUUAUACUCUUUAUUUGGUGAUUGGUACAACUGAAUAGUUUCUUUUGACAUAUUUGAUUGAUUAAUAAUAACUCUUUGAAUAGUUAAACUAUAUAUUAUAUUAUAUUAACUAUUAUAUUAACUAUAUAUUAUACUAUAUAUUAUUACUCUUGACUGAGGUUCUAUUUAAACGUUCCUUCACUAUCUUAUUGCAUCCAGUCUGUGAUAUUUAUAUUGUCUAUUAUUCUAUAGGUAAUAUAGUAUAUACUUUUAAACAAUAUUUGUAUAAAAAUUAGUUCUAAUAAUUUUAACUAAAAUAUUGCUCUUUAGUAACAAUAUUUAAUAUUUUAGGUGUGGAAUUUAUCAUUACCAGUAGUAGUAAUUGUGCAUGGAAAUCAAGAUCCUCAUGCCUGGGCUACUGUCACUUGGGAUAAUGCUUUUGCUGAACCUCAACGAGUUCCAUUCAGUGUUCCUGAUAAAGUUCCAUGGAGAAAUAUUGCAGAAGCAUUAAACGUGAAGUUUUCAGCUGCUACAGGUCGUGGUCUCUCAGAAGAGAGCUUAACAUUUUUAGCUGAAAAGGCCUUAAGGUUAGUUUAUAAAUUAAGUAAGAAAAAAAAUUAACUUUUAAGUAACUUCUAUAUUUUUUAUUCUUAGAAUGCAAAACAUGGAUUGUAAUCAAAUGGUUUUGUCAUGGUCACAGUUUUGUAAAGAACCAUUGCCACAAAGAACUUUUACAUUUUGGGAAUGGUUUUAUGCAGUGAUGAAAAUAACUAGAGAACAUCUAAGAGGACCGUGGACUGAUGGGUAAUCUUUAUUUUUUUAAAAGAGAUGUGUUUAUUACCAAACAUUUCUCUUCUUGGCAAUUAUUUUAGUAACAUCAUUACAUACAUCAAUCUUAACUGUUGGAUUUUUAAACUUUUGUAGAGCAAUUUUGGGAUUUAUUAGAAAGUCUGAAGCUGAAGAGAUGUUGACAAGAUAUGCAACUGGCACAUUUUUAUUAAGAUUUUCAGAUUCAGAACUAGGUGGCCUAACUGUUGCCUGUGCUGGAUGUAAGUUGUAUUUUAGAUAAAUGGGUUUUAAUAAUAAUUUAGUUCUAUUUAUUUUUACCAGCUAAUGAGGUUGGUGUAUAUAGUUUGCAUCCAUUCUCAGCCAAAGAUUUAUCAAUUCGGAACUUGGCUGAUAGAUUAUUAGAUUUACCAUAUCUAACAAUGUUGUAUCCUGGAAUUGACAAAAACCAAGCUUUUGGAAAAUACUACACGGAACCUCAGAGUAUUUAUAUAAUUUUUUUCUUUAAUAUUAGUUUUAUUUGUUUCAUGUACAUAUUAUGUAAUAUUUUUGUACUACACUAGCGUGCAACUAAAUCGGUUCACUUACAAUAAGGCAUAAUUUUUUUAAAUGGUGAAACCAAUUAUCAUAAAACAAUUUUUUUUUUUUGAAAGCCUAAUGAUUUUAUUUUACAAUGACACCAUUAUCAUUAAAAUGUCUAGUAUUUUCAAUUUAUUUUGUGAAAAUUGGUUAAGCCAUUUUAUAAAAAAAAUAAACCUUUUUGUUGGUGAGUCUAUUUAGUUACAAGGGAGUGUAUAAACUUGUAUUCAUUGUAAUAAAUAUUUAAUAUUAUUUAUUAAUUGAUUUCAUAAUUUAGAUAUUAUCACUCCUGUGACAAGAAAUGGAUACCUUAAGCCAUUAUUAAUAACCCAUGUACCUGGAUGGGGAACUGAUCGGCAAGAAUUGAACAUUGAUUUAAGGUUCUCAAGGCCAAAUAUUUGACCAUGAAACCAGGGUUUAUAGGUAUUACAUUUCAUAUUGUAAAUACAAUAUUCAAAAAUUAUUUAUUAGAUUUUAUGGUGAAUAUAUUUAAUUAAAAACAAAAUAAUAAUAACAGUUUAACAGUCAUUAACAUUACAAUAAUAAUAACCUAUUAUAUAAUAAUUAAAAUUAACUGCAUUAAGCAUCUAAGCUUGACAAUAAUUUUGGUACUUGCAGUAGAUUUAUUUUAACUCAUUGUUACUUUUACUUGCACGGGGUAUUUGUUUUCUAAGUUUGGUUUCUUUUAUUUAUUAUAUAAGUAAAUUAAUUAUGAAAAGCUUAGUUGUAUAUAAUUUGUUUCUAACUUUUAUUUAGAGAAUUUUUAUAAAACAAAAUUGUAAUUACAUGACUAUAUUAAUUAUAAGAUAACAAAAUUACUAUAAAAAGUUCCAAAAAAAAAAAAUUGUAUAACACCUAUAUAGAUAUUUUUAAGUUAUAUUUAGCUUAUUGAACAUAGCAAUCGGGACACACUUCAAUGAAAUGGUCAAAGCAUAUUAAUUUAACACACGGAUAUCAAAAUAUUGUUUUAUCAUUGUUAUUUUUAUUUUUAUUUUUGAUUUGUUAUGCAACCAGCUAAAAUUGUACUACAAGUUUGUGCAUGUUCUUGUAUUAGUUCUUUACCUAAUGAUUUUAGAAAUUUGAGCAGAGUUAUUUUAUUCUUUGUGUUUUCUUGAUUAUUACUUAUAUAACAUUAUUAUGCAUUAUAAGUGUGUUUAUUCAGUCAAUUAAUGCAUAAAACAUAGUCAAUGGUUAACAUAAAUUUAUUUUUACAACACUUAAGUUCUCUGACAUGUAGUUCAUGGUGUCCACACCUCUUUUGUACAACAAAGGUUCUAUACAGUCUUUCGAAUUUGUCCUUUUUAAAUUUUAAAAUUUGAAUUUAUAAAAUAAAAUAUUUGAUACUACCUAUUGUA